AUGAUACUUGCGCAUGAAUUUGGCAAUGAACAUCGUAGUGGUUCAAACAACAGAUGCAUUCAUUGUGCUCAUCUACAAUGCAAAGAAGGUGAAGUUGAAGAAGACGAUAUUGAAGUAGUAGUUGACGAAGAAGACAUGAUAAAAGAAGAAAUUGAAGUCGAAGAAAUUAAACAAGACGAAAUUAGAGAAAAAAUGAUUUUUCAAUAUCCUCUUAACGAACAAGAUGAUUCUGACAAAUAUAUACUUCCUCACUAUGUAAAUGUUAAUGAAUCGCCGUUGUCACCUUUAUUGGAAGCGACAAUAAAAGAUGAAAUCUAUGACUGGAAAUAG
Messenger RNA from Rotaria sordida, 330 nucleotides. The record is from the annotation of a GenBank genome assembly. NCBI's taxonomy places the organism in Eukaryota, Metazoa, Rotifera, Eurotatoria, Philodinida, Philodinidae.